AUGAAGUGCACCACCAUUGCCGUCGCAGCAGUGCUCGCCACCGCGGGCGUCGUUGCUGCCGAAUCGCCCGCGCUUCGAGCUCUGGCUGACGCUCCCAAGGUCGGGACUGUCGUCGCCACCGCAACCGGACCGGCGGAGGCCACGGACGCGCAGCCGACGGCAGGCGAGCCGAAGGACAAGAAGGAGUGGGGCUGGGGAGGAAGUCCGUGGGGCUGGGGAGGUGGCUGGGGCCGUCCGUGGGGAUGUGGCGGCGCUGGCUGGGGAGGCGGUUGGGGCUGGGGCGGCGGUCAGUGGCUCAAGUACGUUGACGAUUUAAAUGCCAAACACCCCAAGGAGGCAAUGCCCGCAAUCUCGAGACUGACUGGUUACUACGGAGACGAUGCCCCCGUUCCUGACGACGUUUUUCACGUGAUGAACCUUGACAAGUUGAAGACGAACAUCCUUAGUAAUCCCGAAUUCCUCGCUUGGGCCAAGAGCAGUGUUCUAUUCAACAUGGCCGAAGCCGCGAAGGGCGCGGAUGAAACCAAGAGCAAUGCCGUCAAGUUAGAGGCUGGACUGCUGGGGCUCCGCAAGGCAGCGGAAUCACGAGACAGGAGCCAGAUGAUGUUCUGGAACAGCACUCACUCGGGAACUCGCCUCGAGGGCAGACGUCUGAACCAGACCCUCCAAGCAGCUAAGAAGUAUCCGAGCGUGGAGAACAUUACGACUACAAUCCAGAUGGAGAAGUUUGAGGCGUAUGCAGCGAGCAAUCAAGACCCCUAUGAGCUAUUUAAGCUGCUAGCGCUUGGCAGUAUGGGGCAUGAAAUUCUCGAGGAUGCUCUGUUCAAGUCAUGGAAGAACUACGCACAGAUUUUCAACCGAAAGAACCCGAGCAAUCCAGAAUCCUGGCUUACGUCGAUCAGAAACGCGAUGCAAAACCCAAGCACCAGAGACAUUGGCGAAGAGCUAGAGAAAGAGUGGAUUGAGUACUGGCUAAAGGCUGAUACGCUCCCCCAGUCUGCGUUCUGGGCUUUGAUCCAUAACGUCGUACCUCCUGAAGAGGUUCUUGCGAGCCCAGAAAUCAAAACGUGGAUCAAGUACCUCGACGCCUUCAACAAGAAGCAUACCAACCAAGAAACGACUAUUUUCGAUGGCCUCAGCGCGUUGCUGACGAUUCUUGAUGCGGCAAAGAAGGAUGAGAGCACGAAAACGCUGGCGACAGAGUAG
This is a messenger RNA of Phytophthora sojae, 1206 nucleotides long. RefSeq lists its product as hypothetical. Bases 1 to 1206 code for a protein of 401 amino acids. The transcript is spliced from 7 exons. NCBI's taxonomy places the organism in Eukaryota, Oomycota, Peronosporomycetes, Peronosporales, Peronosporaceae. The record is from RefSeq and is a predicted model, not a curated record.